CAGCCACGCGCCCUGCAGCUUCAGCUUGCUUGAGCUGUGUGAGCAACUACGCCGCUGUGAGAUGGGCCCGCCCAAAUGCAGCCAUCAGUUGCCAUAGAGCGCCAUGACGUAUUGGCCCAUCUCCUCGCCCUCCGUCUUUGCGGCCACCAAACACAGCAAUCCCGAGCGUGUUCAGACAUCCCACGACAGCGCAGAGACGCAGCAGGGCGAGAGACAUGGCAUUGCAGACGAUAACACGCGGAGCUCCGUCGCGGACUCGGAAGAACGGACGGAUGAAGGGUCUGCGCAAGGAGACCAUGGGGUUGAAGAGAAGGCGGUGGAACAGCGAUUGAAGCAAGAGCAGCUGGCCGAGGAUGAUAUAUCCGGCGAGAUCAUUGCGAUCAAAGUGACCCGGAGUGGGCAUAUGUUUGCGACUAUUACUCGGACCACCUUGACCAUUUGGCAGACCAAGCCCACCGCUAUCCUUGCCUCUGUUCUUCGUUCAGACCACUCCUUGAGGACGUAUGGACCUAAUAUCAACAUCCUCCUCCGCCCGGACUCGCAAAUCUUCGUUGUGCAAACCGCGCUGGGAUUCCUGAUCACGUAUUCCCUUGCGACCGAGCCUACGUCCCGCGUCUACAAGACCCAAUUCACACACACCGGCGGCGGGCAUUCGAGAAGGCAUAGCUCGGUGGGCGGCUUCAAGAUUCCGCGACAGCAUGACGCGAAUGCAGGGCCCGGCGAGGGCAGCGGUAUCAAAGAGCUCAGCCUGCGGUUUCGCAUGGUCAUACGCGUUGACGCAGGGAUCGCGCGAGCGUUAGCCUUGGAUGACGAGCUCAUUGUCGCGACUGAGAAACCCGCGGCUGUUCAGUGCAUACGCUGGGCGCCGGAUAGCAGUGGGAGCCAGACGAGCACUGAGCUACUGAGUCGCAUGACAUGGCUAGGAAAGAAGGCGACCAUUGUGGAUAUGAUUCAUGAUCGGCCCAUGAAUCUUUGCGCAUGGAUUACGGGCGAUGGAAAGGCGUUCGCGGUCCAGCGAUUGCCUCCAAAUACGCUGCAAGAUGGAAAACCGCACCCCAACCUCUUCCGCGGACAUGGCUUCCAUAACCCUGAAACAGAACCCGAAUUUGGGGUGAAAGCUGCGAUUAAUGCGCGAUUCUCCCUGCUUGCUGUGGGGUGCGUUCAUGGAGACAUAUACGUGUACACUGCACGAGACUACACAGGGAAUAUCCCACUUUCGCACAAGCUACGACCGAAUGCUACGAAUUCUGGGAAGCUGAACGUGUUAGCUUAUUCACCUGACGGAUAUUGCCUGUUCGCUGGUUAUGAGAAUGGAUGGUCAAUGUGGAGUGUCUACGGGAAACCAGGCGCUACCAGCUUCACCACCGACAGAGCUCUAUCAGAGACAAACGGCGAAGGAUGGUUGCUCGGCGUCAAAGAUGCUUUUUGGAUCGGCGGCGGGGCUGAAAUCCUCUUGUUGGGGAACAAAGACAAUCGGAUCUUCCUCCUAGAAAUGGCUCGCAGCGCGAUUACGGGAUGCUUUUCAUCUGCCAACGUCUCUAGAUCAUUGAUGCAAACCAGUACUGGCUUCAUGAUCUAUCGCGGCUACGAACUCCCUGAUCUCACGACAAUAUCCGCGGAUGUCUCGCUCUGGCAUCAUGUCCAAGUUCCAUCACACUACCUCGUGGAUCAGUGGCCGAUUCGGAGCGCUGUCAUCUCGAACGAUGGCAGAUAUGUUGCGGUGGCGGGUAAAAGGGGCCUAGCACACUACAGCGUGAAUAGCGGAAGGUGGAAGACGUUUGACGAUCCGUUCGUGGAGAAUGAGUUUACGGUACGAGGAGGGAUGUGCUGGUUCCAGCACGUACUUAUUGCGGCUAUCGAUUCGCAUGAUGCGCACGAGAUCCGUAUCUACUCGCGCGAGCUCUCUCUCGACAGCGACCAUGUCAUGCAUGUCCAGCAACUGCCAGCACCUAUCGUCCUAAUCGCGCCGUCUGGAGAAGAUUCUCUUCUUGUCUAUACCUACGAUAAUAUUCUUUAUCACUACGUAAUCAGUGUUUCAAAUGCCACGGUGAAGCUGGUCCAGGUCGGCCAGAUUGCUCUGCAUGGCAUCAUUCGCGCACCCCCUCGAGUCCGGGCCUUGAGUUGGAUUUUGCCUGAGGAUCAAAUUCACAACGGAGACCCCUCGCAAGAUGUUGCAGUUGCCACCAUACUGUUCCUUGUCGAUGGCAAGCUCGUCCUGCUACAGCCCACAACCACAGAAGGCGGAGAACUCAAGUACGAAAUGCGCAUCAUCGCACAGAACGUAGAGACGUAUGCGUUGAUGCGCGACCAUCCAGCGUUCGCGCUAGAGAUGCAGGCAGACUCGUUACCGCCUAGCCCCUCUGUAGGGCUGACGAUCAACGGUGUGCAUGGUCACGAUCUGCGCGACUCGCUGUGGUUCUUCGACGGCCAUGACGUACGAGUUUGGAUUGACAUGCAAGACGUUCUAUCAUCUGCAUCGGUCGAAUUGGGUAGGGAAUUACCGACUCCAGUCAAGAUGCCCAUCGACUUCUAUCCACUUUCCGCACUCAUCAAUAAGGCGAUUAUGUUUGGUGUGGAGUCGGAGUUGGUGCAGCGUAGGGAUACAAGCUUCGCCUACUUGCGAUUCGGGACAAGGACGCAUCUCUUUCUCCCCGCCUUGCUGCGGCACCAUCUUGCGCAGUACAAUCAUCCUGCAGCCUUGCAUCUCGCCCACCAUUACCAGCAUCUACUGUACUUCCCGCAUGCACUAGAGAUUCUUCUACAUGAAGUACUUGACGAGGAAGGAGACACGGCGCCACCGCCCGAACAAGCUCUGCUACCCUCGGUACUCUCCUUCCUCAGCUCCUUCCCGCAGUACCUUGACAUCGUAGUGCAAUGCACGCGCAAAACCGAGGUCCGUUUCUGGCGCACCCUCUUCUCCAACUUGCCCCCACCCGAAGAGCUCUUCGAGGAGUCCCUGCAGAAGGGUAGUUUGAAGACUGCAGGCGGCUACCUACUAGUUCUGCAUACAUUUGAAGAACUUAGCUCGACCGGAGACCAAGUAGUGAGACUGUUGCAGAGAGCAAAAGACGAGCAGGACUGGGACCUGUGCAAGGAGUUGGCACGGUUUUUGAUGGCGCUGGACGAGAGCGGAGCGACGUUGAGAAGAACACUGGAGCUGGUCGAGCUGAAGAGCCCGACGGCGGAGCCAGUGCAGGCUGCUUUCAGCUUCGAUAGCAGCAGGCUUGGUGUUCCGCGAAGAGGAAGAAAUCGGACGAAUGGAAUGGGGGAUAUCGGGAUGGGGAUUCAGUUUGGAUCUGGGACUGCGAGCGCAGAAGCGAGCUCCGCUGAGAGCAGUCGGAGCCGCAGUCCAACGAGCGCGCCGGCUACGCAGAGUGGGGGAGAUUAUUUUACAGGCGGCAGUGGUGCGAGUGGAUAGCAAUAGCAAUAGCAAUAUGGAUACCGCUCUUUGCGAUUCCGCAUCCCAGAAAGUCGAUGGACUUGCUGCAGGCUUCGCUUACCGACUGCUGUAUCGCAUGAUACAUGGCGCUCACCUAUGGGCUCGGGGACUGAAU
Molecule: messenger RNA, 3554 nt
Organism: Trematosphaeria pertusa
Lineage: Eukaryota; Fungi; Ascomycota; Dothideomycetes; Pleosporales; Trematosphaeriaceae
Product: RIC1-domain-containing protein
Exons: 5
Coding region: 104-3418 (1104 amino acids)
Biological process (GO): intracellular protein transport; retrograde transport, endosome to Golgi
Cellular component (GO): Golgi membrane; Ric1-Rgp1 guanyl-nucleotide exchange factor complex; cytosol
Molecular function (GO): protein binding
Source: RefSeq, a predicted model, not a curated record